This is a messenger RNA of Scheffersomyces amazonensis, 3007 nucleotides long. RefSeq names its product beta-glucosidase. NCBI's taxonomy places the organism in Eukaryota, Fungi, Ascomycota, Pichiomycetes, Serinales, Debaryomycetaceae. Gene Ontology annotation, molecular function: beta-glucosidase activity. The coding region runs from base 328 to 2892 and encodes 854 amino acids. Gene Ontology annotation, biological process: glucan catabolic process. The record is from RefSeq and is a predicted model, not a curated record. The transcript has a single exon.
AGCCACUGUAACUAUGGAAAAACUUAAAAUCCACGAAAAAUGGGGUAAUGGAAUACUUUCCUAAACCAGGUGCACACGCCGCUUUUUUACACAAAAUGCACUAACAUCCACUACCUAAUUGGGAAGGCUUCCCUUGACAAGUAUAGCCAGUUAAUAUAUUUCCCCCACAAUUCCUCCAAUACUUGAUUAAUAAGUGGAAUACAAAGUCAUGAAUAAGUAGUGCCAUUGGUGGCUUCGUCAAACUGGUUCAGUUUUAUUUUCCCAUUUUCAAAUCAUACAAAAGGAUAUACUUUCCUCUUCGUAGUUCGAAUCUAAUAAAUUUGAAUUAUGCUAAUAUUCAAUAAAAACAUCAUGAGUCCAACUGCUACAACAGCAAAACAAUUAGAUAUUGAAAAGUUAAUUGAAGAACUUACCAUUGAAGAAAAGCUUUCAUUACUUGCUGGUAAAGAUUUCUGGCAUACAGUUCCAAUUGAAAGACUUGAUAUUCCAUCCAUUAGAGUUUCUGAUGGUCCAAACGGUAUUAGAGGGACUAAAUUUUUCAAUAGUGUUCCUUCAAACUGUUUCCCAUGUGGAACAGGAUUGGCCGCAACUUUCAACAAGGAUUUGUUGGUUGAAGUGGGUCAAUUAAUGGGAAAGGAAGCUAGAAUGAAAGGUGCACAUGUUAUUCUUGGUCCAACUUGUAAUAUAGUUAGAUCUCCAUUAGGUGGAAGAGCAUUUGAAAGUUAUUCUGAAGAUCCACUUUUAUCUGGUCAUGCUGCUUCUCAUGUAAUUCAAGGUAUUCAAAGUCAAAAAAUUGUUGCUUGUAUCAAACAUUUUGUAGCCAAUGAUCAAGAAGAUGAAAGAAAAGCUGUUAAUGAAAUUAUUACUGAACGUGCCUUAAGAGAAAUUUAUUUGAAACCUUUCCAUAUUGCAAUUAGAGAUGCAUAUCCAAAAGCAUUAAUGACUGCUUAUAAUAAAAUCAAUGGUGUUCAUGUUUCUCAAUCAAAACAACUUUUACAAGAAUUGUUAAGAAAGGAAUGGGGUUAUGAUGGAACUAUUAUGUCUGAUUGGCAUGGAGUUUAUUCAUCCAAAGAAUCUUUAGAUGCUGGCUUGAAUUUAGAAAUGCCAGGACCUACUAGAUUUAGACAACAAACGGCUACUCUUCAUUCAAUUCAAACUAAUGAAAUCCAUCGUGAUGUUAUUGAUGAUAAUGCUCGUUAUAUUUUGAAAUUAGUUAAUGAAAGUUUGAAAUCUGGAAUUCCAAAGGAUGUUAUUGAAUCUCCUAAUCCUACUCAAGAAGCUUCAGCAUUAUUAAGAAAAGCUGGUGAUGAAUCUAUUGUUCUUUUAAAGAAUGAUAAUAAUAUCUUACCUUUAUCAAAAACUGCUAAAGAAAAAAUUGCUAUCAUUGGUCCAAAUGCCAAGGCAGCUCAAGAUUCUGGUGGUGGUUCAGCUUCAUUAAAUGCUGCCUAUAAAAUUACACCUUUUGAAGGAAUUGAAUCCAAAGUUAAAGAAGGUGGGAAUAAAAUUACUUUGGAUUAUUCAUUAGGAGCUUUCUUAGACAGAAACUUACCAGACAUUGGCCAUACUUUAAUAAAUGAACUUGGGCAAAAGGGGUUAUAUGCUAGAUUCUAUAAAGAACCACCUGAAUCCAACAACCGUAAAGUAUUUGAAGAAUUUCCAUUAUCUACUUCAAGAAUCUUUCUUUCUGAUUUCAAGAGUAAGAAUUUAGCUCCAGGAGAAAUAUUAUUUUAUGCUGAUUUUACCGGUACAUUCAUACCUGAUGAAACUGGAGAUUAUGAUUUUGGAGUUUCUUGUUUAGGUACUGCUCAACUUUUUGUUGAUGAUAAAUUAAUUGUAGAUAAUAAAACCAAACAAACUAAGGGAGAUGCUUUCUUUUUAGGAGUUGGAACUAGAGAAGAAAGAGGAGUCCUUCAUUUAGAGAAGGGUAAAGAAUAUAAUAUUAGAGUUGAAUUUGGAUCCUCUCCAACUUUUACUUUGAAUAAAGCACCACUUGAAGGUGGAGGAGUUUAUUUUGGUAUUCGUAUUAAAACUACUGGUGAAGAACUUAUUAAGAAAGCUGUUGAAGUUGCUAAAGAUGCUGAUAAAGUAGUAUUGGUAGUUGGAAUUUCCAAAGAAUGGGAAUCAGAAGGUUUUGAUCGUCCUACUAUGGAUAUUCCAGGUUAUACUAAUGAACUUGUAUCUGCAGUAGUUAAGGCUAAUCCAAAUGUUAUUGUGGUUAAUCAAUCAGGAUCUCCUGUAACUUUACCUUGGAUUAAAGAUAUUCCAGCUUUUGUUCAAGCAUGGUAUGGAGGUAAUGAAUUAGGUAAUACUAUAGCUGAUAUACUUUUUGGAGAUCAUAAUCCUUCUGGUAAAUUAUCUAUGUCAUUCCCAGAAAAAAUUGAAGAUGUACCAUCAUUCUUAAACUUUGGAUCUACUAAUGGUCAAGUCAUUUAUGGUGAAGAUGUCUUUGUAGGAUAUCGUUACUAUGAUAAAGUUAAAAGAGCUCCAUUAUUCCCCUUUGGUUAUGGAUUAUCUUAUACAACUUUUGAACUUAAGAAUUUAGUAUUAAGUUCAACUAAUGAUAGUAUUAAUAUAUCUGUUAAAGUAAAAAAUACAGGUAAAGUUGAAGGGGCAGAAGUUGUUCAAGUAUAUAUUGAACCAAUUAAUCCAAAUAUUAUUAGACCAGUAAAGGAAUUGAAAGAUUUUGGUAAAGUAUUAUUAAAACCAGGAGAAUCAAAGACUAUUAAAUUAACUAUUUCAAUAAAGGAAGCAACUUCUUAUUGGAAUGGUUAUAAGAGUAAAUGGCAAUCUGAUAAGGGUAAGUAUAAAGUACUUGUAGGUAACAGUUCAGAUAAUCUUACUCUUGAAGAUGAAUUUGAAACUGAUCGUACCUUUUCAUGGAUCGGAUUAUAAUCUUUUUAAUGUUUAGUUUAUAGUUUAUAGUUAUAGUUUAUAGUUUAUAAAUUAUACUCUCAUAGUUAUUACACAUCUAUUACAAAUUUGUACUUAAUAUUAUAUAUGCUCCUAG